ACUCUCCGUUUUAAAAUCAAGACACGGCUAUUUCUCAAAACAGCCUGUUCUACUUUUUUGAACCCAACAGGAAACAUUUGGAUCAAAACUUUUUUAUUUUACGUCCAAACAAAGGUUGAGCAGAAAACAGGAGCACAGAUCUAACCAUGGCAUUAAUGAUACUGCCCUUCAUCGGAGCCGUGUCGGUAUUUGAGGCUCUGAUCGCCCUGACGACGGUGUGUUUGGUCUACCUGACCCUGAAGCAUGCACGCAGAGAGAUUCCUGAGGGGCUCUGUUGGCUCCCCGGUCCUAAAUCGCUUCCUAUCAUUGGGAAUUUGCUGGAGCUUGGCAGCAACCCUCACCUGAGUCUCACUGAACUGAGCAAGAAAUUCGGAGAUGUUUUCCAGAUCCAGAUCGGCACCCGUCCUGUUGUUGUUCUGAGUGGUUAUGAGACUGUCAAGCAGGCUCUCACCAAACAAGGGGACGACUUCUCCGGCAGGCCCGACCUGUACAGCUUUCGCUUCAUCAACAAUGGAAAGAGUCUGGCCUUCAGCACGGAUCAGGCUGGAGUUUGGCGAGCUCGCAGAAAGCUGGCCUACAGCGCCCUGCGUUCGUUCUCCACCCUGGAGGGCAAGACUCCAGAGUACUCCUGUGUGCUGGAGGAGCACAUCUGCAAAGAGUCCGAGCACCUGAUCAAGGAGCUCGACACUGUGAUGACGACUGACGGAAGAUUCGACCCUUUCCGCUACAUCGUUGUCUCUGUGGCCAACGUGAUCUGUGGCAUGUGCUUCGGCCGACGCUACGACCACCAUGACCAGGAGCUGGUCGGCUUAGUGAACCUCGCUGAAGAUUUUGUUCGGGUAACAGGAAAUGGUAACCCGGCAGACUUCAUCCCUAUCCUCCAAUACCUGCCUAACAAGCAGAUGACCAAGUUUAUUGAAAUCAACAAUCGCUUCCAAAACUUUGUUCAAAAGAUCGUCAGUGACCACUACAGCACCUUCGACAAGGACAACAUCCGAGACAUCACAGACUCCCUCAUUGAGCACUGUGAGGACAGGAAGCUGGAUGAGAACUCAAACAUCCAGAUGUCGGAUGAGAAGGUUGUAGGAAUUGUCAACGAUCUGUUUGGAGCCGGUUUUGACACCAUCUCAACUGGUCUGUCAUGGUCUGUGAUGUAUUUGGUGGCUUAUCCGGAGAUAGAGCAGAGGCUUUUUGAAGAAAUCAAGGAAAAAAUUGGUGUGGAUCGUACUCCCAAGCUUUCUGACAGAAACAACCUGCCGCUGUUGGAGGCCUUCAUACUGGAGCUGUUCCGUCAUUCUUCCUAUUUGCCCUUCACAAUCCCACACUGCACAACCAAAGACACGUCUCUUAACGGCUUCUUCAUUCCCAAAGACACAUGUGUCUUCAUCAAUCAGUGGAAAAUAAACCACGACCCUGAGCUGUGGGACAAUCCAUCCUCUUUUAACCCAGACCGUUUCCUUAGCGCCAACGGUACUGAGGUCAAUAAGGUCGACGGAGAGAAGGUGCUUGUUUUUGGUUUGGGAAGACGGCGAUGCAUCGGCGAGGUUAUCGCGCGAAAUGAAACUUUUCUGUUCUUGGCCAUCAUCAUCCAGAAGCUGCACUUCUACACAUUACCUGGAGAACCCCUGGACCUGACCCCUGAAUACGGCCUCACGAUGAAGCACAAACGCUGCCAUCUGGGAGUCACGCUGAGGGCCAAGCAGUGAAGCUAUCUAGAACCAGUAUGUGAAACUCUGGAGGUCGUUUACACUGACUGAGACGCUGUAGAGUCAUGUUAAAAGUCGGUGAAAGAAGUACUUUUCUACAAAUGUAAUGCACUGGGUGGCUUCUGCGUCUAGAGCUAACGGCGUUGAGGCAAACGUAGAAAACAUGCUCAGUGCAAAUUGUAAAAGGCAUCUACAGUUGUUUUGUUUGUUUAGCUUGCAAAGCAGCAUUUCUGCACAAGAGAUGUUUUAGAAGAUCCAGUGUGACUGGAUGGGCAUUAAUGUAUGAAGGACGCUGUGAUCUACAGCAGAAUCUAAAGUGUGAUGUCAUGCACACUCAUAAGCUAAUCAUUUUCCUUUUGUUAUACUGUAGAUGUCACUAUUGAAGCAGUUUUGUCCCAGAAUGUGAUCAUGCAUGUGCAUCAACAGCUCUUUAUAUUUUACAGGUCAUUUUUACAAUUCAAGCGUGUGUUUAUGUUUGAGGUGAACUUUUUUAUUUGAAAAUUAAUGCAGUUAUACGGUUUUUGGAAGAAUAUUUGAAAGUUGCAUAAUUAUGUUCUUGAUAUACGAGUUAUUGUACAAAAUGUAAAGGUGCAUUAUAAAAAAAUUGUAAUUUUAUCUAAAUAAAUAAAGAAUAAAAUGCUGUAUCCUCA
Nothobranchius furzeri (turquoise killifish) is the source of this 2356-nucleotide messenger RNA. RefSeq names its product cytochrome P450, family 1, subfamily A (gene cyp1a). NCBI's taxonomy places the organism in Eukaryota, Metazoa, Chordata, Actinopteri, Cyprinodontiformes, Nothobranchiidae. Gene Ontology annotation, biological process: hormone biosynthetic process; progesterone metabolic process. Gene Ontology annotation, molecular function: steroid 17-alpha-monooxygenase activity; iron ion binding; heme binding. The record is from RefSeq and is a predicted model, not a curated record.